AUGACGACGAGGACGACGACGACGACGACGACGAGUCGAGGGAAUCAGCAGCAGCACCAAUAUUAUUAUUAUUAUCGUUAUGAGCAACAACAACAAAAACGACGACGACGCCGACGACGACGAGGAGGAAGAGCAUUUUGUAAGAAUACGAGCGAUGAUGAUGAUGAUGAAAGUGAUGAAAGAUACAGCAACGAUAAAGCCAUCGAGGCGUUAUCGUCCAACGAGGAGAACGCGUGGUCGGUGAACGUGUAUCACUCGAAGAGGAAAGAACACAAAACAGACGAAUUAGGCGAUAUUUUGAGCGAAGAAGCAAACGAUGGAGAUAAUAUACUUGAACAACCAGGGUGGGACGCGCAAGGGAAAUUACGGUUUUCGAUUAUGAUUAUCAGCGAAGAGCUGGGACUUUCCGAAAAGCAAGUGGAAGAAAGGGUCGGGCAGUUGUUCACGUUAAUCCCGGGGUUGAAAACGAAAGUUGGGAUCAUGAAGACGGCAGAUUUGGUGAGAAUAAGUGCGAGCAUACCGGACGUGUACAAAUCGUUAGUCGCGUUGAAGGAGGUGUUUCCGGACGCGGAUUUGCCAACCAUGAUUACGAACAGACCGUCAAUUUUAUUAGAAGAAGCCAAGGAAAUGGAGAGGAAAGUGAAGCAGUUGAGAGAGGCGUGUCCAAGGUUGAAUUGGGAUGCGAUAUUAAGCGACCACGCGUAUAUUUUCGAGAUUAAAAAUCCAGGCGAGAACUGUUUGGCGUUGAAAGAAAAACUCGGGACGACGGUGAAAGACUUUGAGUUGUACGUCGCCAGGAACCCGAUGUCGUUGCUCAGCGUGCAAACCGGGGAAGAGUUGCUCGAGUACGAUAACGGAAGUUUAAGACAACUGAAAGAAAAUUUAGAGGGAGCGCCGAAAGCAGAAGGUUGGUAG
Molecule: messenger RNA, 915 nt
Organism: Bathycoccus prasinos
Lineage: Eukaryota; Viridiplantae; Chlorophyta; Mamiellophyceae; Mamiellales; Bathycoccaceae
Exons: 1
Coding region: 1-915 (304 amino acids)
Source: RefSeq, a predicted model, not a curated record